AUGUCUUCCAGGACGGAAGUUGAACCGCAACUGACAUAUGGUCGUAAAUCAUUUAAAUUAGAGGAUUACAAAAGAUUUAAAAUUUCCUCAAAAUGUUUUAAGCAGCAAUAUUGUAAUAUUUAUAUCGCAAGAUUAAAAGCAUUAAAAAAUGACCUUUUGCAAAAAGUGAAGAUUAAAUGGGCGCAUAGUGAAGUAGUUACAUUAUCACAACUUUGUGAAAGAAAUCAAAACGAUACUUGUAUUGUAAUAGGCACUUUGUACAAACAUCAAGAGUUAAAACCAUCGAUAUUACGUGAAUUUAGUCAAGAACUUAAAUUAGUAAAUCAACCAGCUAGAUUAAAUUAUGCAUCGUUUAAAGAUAUAUUGUAUUUAGAAGAUGAAACAUUACGUAUUAAAUUGACUGGUAAUCAUAUAAAUAUUCAAGAUGUAGUUACUGGUAUUGUUUGUGCUGUAUAUGGUCAUGAACUGGAUGGUACAUUUUCAGUAAUAGAUUGGUGUUUUCCAGGAUGUUGUCCACAAUUAUCUAUACUUGAUCAACCAUUAGGAAAAGAAGAAAAAAUCUUAAUAAUUUCUGGUUUAGAUUUUGCAAAUAAUUUAAAAUCAUUAGAUAUAAAUUUAUUGUUUGAAUGGAUUACUGGAAUGAUUGGUUGUAAAGAGGUUUAUAAAGAAGUGGCAUCUAUCAUAUGUAUUAUUAUAGCAGGAAAUAGUGUAAGAGGAUCUGUGGAAACAUAUAAUUAUAGAAAAUAUUUUGAAACUAAGGCACAUAAUGAAGCUAUAUUCAAAGAGACUGCAAUGGUGAUGCAUACAUUAGACAAUUUUCUCCAUCCUAUAGCACAGUGUUGUCCCAUAGUAUUAAUGCCUGGAGAAUUUGAUCCAACCUGUCAUACUUUACCUCAACAAGCACUUCAUCCAUGUAUAUUACCACAAUGUUCUAGGUUUAAGAGUUUUCAUGGAGUUACUAAUCCAUGGAUUGGUAGUAUAAAUUCUCGUAUUAUUGCUGGAUCUAGUGGUCAACCUAUUAUGGAUAUUAUGCGUGUUGCUGGACUUGCUGAUAUUUCACCUUUAAUGUGGUUGGAACGUACAUUACUUUGGCGACAUUAUGCACCAACUGCACCAGAUACUGUACCAACUUAUCCAUCAGAAAUUGAUCCAUUUAUUAUGACAGAAUGUCCUGAUAUAUAUUUUGUUGGUAAUAUGGACAAGUAUGAUACCAAAUUAUUCACAACAGAUGAGGGACAACUAAUAAGAUUGAUUUGUAUUCCAAAAUUUUCUAAAACACAAACAGGCGUAUUAGUUGAUUUACAUGAUUUAAAAACCUGGCCUAUUUCUUUUACUGUGAAUUAA
This is a messenger RNA of Eufriesea mexicana, 1344 nucleotides long. Its product is annotated as DNA polymerase delta small subunit. The transcript has 6 exons. Gene Ontology annotation, biological process: DNA replication; DNA strand elongation involved in DNA replication. The record is from RefSeq and is a predicted model, not a curated record. Gene Ontology annotation, molecular function: DNA binding. NCBI's taxonomy places the organism in Eukaryota, Metazoa, Arthropoda, Insecta, Hymenoptera, Apidae. The coding region runs from base 1 to 1344 and encodes 447 amino acids. Gene Ontology annotation, cellular component: delta DNA polymerase complex.